Molecule: messenger RNA, 1697 nt
Organism: Rhincodon typus (whale shark)
Lineage: Eukaryota; Metazoa; Chordata; Chondrichthyes; Orectolobiformes; Rhincodontidae
Gene: avpi1
Product: arginine vasopressin induced 1
Exons: 2
Coding region: 974-1420 (148 amino acids)
Source: RefSeq, a predicted model, not a curated record
GUUUGGAACUCUCUUCUGCAAACAGCAGUGGAUGCUAGAUCAAUUGUUAAUUUUAAAUCUGAGAUCCAUAACUUGUUGUCAAGCAAAGGUAUUAAGGGAUAUUGUCCAGAAGCAGUUACAUGGAUUUAGACCACUGAUCAGCCAUGAUCUCAUUGAAUUGCAGAAUAGGCUCCAGGGGCUGAAUGACCUACUCUUGUUCCUAUUUAUUUAGCGUCAUAGUCAUACAGCAUGGAAACAGACCCUUCGGUCCAAUCAGUCCAUGCCUGCGCUUGGUCCAUAUUCCUCCAAACACUUCUUAUUCACGUACUCAUCUAAAUAUCUUUUAAAUGUCUUUCUAAAUCUCUUAAAAAGACAAAAUUUUACUCAGGGAUUGUUUAAAACAAACCCAACGACCGUGAAAUGGUGAUGAACGAAUUUUCUGUUCAGGAGCCGAUCGUUGCUCAUGAAAUACAAAGCAAAAAUUCCCCAUUGUAGCAAUUGUUAGUACAGUCACUGCAAAUCAUCGUUGCAAAGAUCCAGCUCAAACCAGAUAGGCUUUCCCUUUCAUCUGUGCCAAAAACAGGGCUUGAGUCUCGAGGUUACAUCAUCCACCGUCCCAGAGGUUUGAUUGACAGGCGACCCCGGCUCUCCGUCCCACCCACAACGGCCGGCCCGCCUCCUGAGGGCGAUCUACGUUCUCCCAUUGGCUUUGGCUGACGUCCAUCAGCCGCGAGGUGACAAUGGAGCCCACAGCUGAUUGGUGAACGUGGCUAUCACUCACCGGGAGCUCCCUGUCAAUCAUUCUGGGUGUUACACUCCGUCCCGGGGCGUAGCUACACCCUUCCCCCCCAACACACACACACACACACACACACACAGUAUAUAAAAAGUAGACCGGCUGAAAGCAGCUCGGAGCGGAUCGGAGCAGAGCAAGGGCAGGGCACGGGCGGUUGGAGCUCGCAUAUUCACCGGUGGCGACCAGCUGGCUUGCCGGAUGGAGCCUUACACCGCUCCGUGCCCCGUUUGCCCGGCUUGGUACGGCAGCAACAGGUGGGUCCGCAAGUCCCGCAAGAAAGCCUCGGCCAACAUCUUCCAGGACGUGGACCUGGGGCAGAUGCAAGCGCUGUUCAGGAAGAGCGGGGACGAGAACGCCGAGGAGCGGGCAAGGAUCAUCUGGGAGAAGGAGAAGCACGGGGACCAGGACAUUGCACAGGCUCUGAUGGAGCUCAAAUCCAGGAAGACGCAGCUCUUUUUCCAGCACCAUAAAACUGGAGCAGAAUUCUUGGGGCUGCUCUGGAUGAAAGCCUUUAACAGACUGCGUAUCAAGGAUGGAGGAAAGGGUUCUGAGUACGAAUCCAGCGGCAGCGUGGAGCGAUCGCAAAGGAGCAAGAUUAAGCGAAAAAGACUUAGUGCUAAGAAAUCCUUCAGAAAACUGCUGUAAAACUGGGAUUGUUGUUUAUGGAGGCUGGUGCGAAAUUCCUCGUCAUUAAUUUGCACGAAAUUAAAACAAACAAUGACUGCAACUUGCUGGGGAGAUGACUCGUCUGCAUUUGUAUUAAUAUAUUUCGUUUCGAAUACGAAACGUCUGUCUGUUCUGCCUUUGUAAUUUUUUUAUUAUUUAAAAUUCGAAACACUAAAAAAAAAGUAUCUUUUGGAUGACCAAUUUCGUUCCGUUAUAUGUUUUCUGCAUUUCAAUAAAUUUGUCAGAAAAAGUGCAA